Notodromas monacha is the source of this 833-nucleotide messenger RNA. NCBI's taxonomy places the organism in Eukaryota, Metazoa, Arthropoda, Ostracoda, Podocopida, Cyprididae. The record is from the annotation of a GenBank genome assembly.
UUUUAUGCAUUCAAGUCAUUGCGAGCGAAAAAGAGACACCGGAACAAUCUGUGCCGAAAAUUCCGUAUAAUGCCGACUUCGAAGAGAGCUCGGAUGGCUGGACUCGAAGAAUGAGAGAAGACAUCCUCAGCAGCCUGGUGAAGCCCAUAAACACUCAGAGAGCGAAGAACAUAAUUAUCUUCGUCGGCGACGGGAUGGGAAAUCCGAUCACGGUUGCUUCACGGAUCUUCAAAGGACAGCUUCGAGGUCAGCCAGGCGAAGAAGAUAUGCUCGAGUUCGAAAGAUUCCCUCACACUGGAAUAUCCAAGACGUACUGUGUUGACAGUCAAGUCGCAGAUUCAGCCUGUUCAGCAACUGCGCUUUUCCACGGAGUCAAAGCACCGUUCAAAACUUUAGGCGUGGAUCGAAACGUUGUGAAAGAUGACUGUGAUUCUCUGCUGAAAUUCCGCGCAAAAUGGCCGCAUUCCAUCGCAGAAGCUGCUCAAAAAGCCGGAAUGCGAACAGGGUUCGUGACGACGACGUCGGUGACCCAUGCGACACCAGCUGCGCUCUAUGCCCACUCACCCAACCGGGAAUGGGAAACUGACAAAGAUAUUCCGGAACUUCAACGACAUUGCAAAGAUAUUGCACGACAGCUGGUGGAAGACACGCCAGGCAAAGAUUUUAAUGUGAUCAUGGGUGGCGGCUUGUUCGCUUCGUCACAUUUGAAAUACGAGACGGACGCGGCUGAUGAGCGCAGGCGGAAGAAACCCGAUGCUCAACCGAGUCUUGAGCAAAUGACCAUUGCAGCUAUCGAAACGCUGAGUAAUGGCGAAAACGGCUUCUUCCUCAUG